AUGGAGACAGACUGCCGCAGCCCAGCGGAGGUGGUGGACACCGCCAAGCUGCUGCGGCACCGGGGGCCCGACUGGAGCGGCGUGUUCUGCAAGGACCGCACGAUCAUCGCUCACGAGCGGCUCGCCAUCGUGGAUCCGGACCGCGGCGCCGCCGCGGAGGAGGACAAGUCCAUCGUGCUGGGCGUGAACGGCGAGAUCUACAACCACGUCGAGCUGCAGGAGAAGCUCGAGGCGAGAGCACCUGGAAAGCACAAGUUCAAGACCAAGAGCGACUGCGAGGUCCUGCUGCAUCUCUACGCCGAGGACGGGCCGGACUUCCUGGCCAAGAACGAGGACCUCCUUGCCAAUUUCGCUGCAAUGGCAAAUUUGACGUAUGCCGGCCGCAUCUACCAGAACCCGAUGAAACCCAAGGAGAUUUGGGCCAACAUUGGUUGGAAUACGCAGGGCAACCAGUUAUUCCCGCCGUGGGAACCCGCACUUCGGGCACACGUGGCUGAGGGCGACUACAAUAAGAUCAUGGACGCCCUCCGGUCCGAGUUUGCAAACAGCCCCACCGGGAAUUUUGCCUUAUCAUUCUGCGCCAUGAUGCUCUGCCAGCUCACGCUGGGAAUCCUCUCCUGUCCUCUGUGCUACCUGAAGCUGAAGAUCAACGAGUUCAACGCGAAGCUGAAGGAGCUUCCUGGCAGUCUGGGAUUGACUGGGGUUCGCAUUGAGAUGACAGAAAUGGCGGGCGCCUUCGGGGGGAAUUGGGUGGAUUCGAAAGGGCAGCCUUUGAUGAUGCAGGGGCAGCGUGGAUCUAUUCCUGGGGGGCCACCUCUGGGCUACAACGUCAUUUUUACCUUGCCGGCUAGUCUGUCAUGGCCGCCCAAUGGCGCGCCAGGACAACACAUGAUGGCGGCCCCAGCGACCGCCGUUGUCAUUGGGGCUCAAGACGUUGCCCAGAAGAUCACGUCGCUCAAGCAGUUGCUCGAUGCAGGUGCGCUUACUCAGGAAGAGUUCGACGCGAAAAAGCAUCAGCUCAUGGAUCAGAUUUGA
Molecule: messenger RNA, 1035 nt
Organism: Prorocentrum cordatum
Lineage: Eukaryota; Dinophyceae; Prorocentrales; Prorocentraceae
Source: the annotation of a GenBank genome assembly